Molecule: messenger RNA, 1547 nt
Organism: Folsomia candida
Lineage: Eukaryota; Metazoa; Arthropoda; Collembola; Entomobryomorpha; Isotomidae
Product: histone H3.3A
Exons: 5
Coding region: 189-599 (136 amino acids)
Cellular component (GO): nucleosome
Molecular function (GO): structural constituent of chromatin; protein heterodimerization activity; DNA binding
Source: RefSeq, a predicted model, not a curated record
ACGCUUCUUGUUUGUAAGCCCCGCCCCGUGUCGUCACCAGUGUGAGAGAAAAGCCCGUUUGGUCUGGUCACACUGCUCUCUCAAUUCCACCACCACUACAUCACGCUCAGAAACUUCCGUUGGAAAUUUUCCUAUUUUAUCGAAAAAAUUUAGAUUUCUGAGUGUCGUCGAUCAAUUUGACUUGAAAAAUGGCUCGUACCAAGCAGACUGCGCGUAAAUCUACUGGAGGAAAGGCUCCUCGUAAGCAACUUGCGACCAAGGCUGCAAGGAAGAGCGCACCAUCAACUGGUGGAGUUAAGAAGCCUCAUCGUUACAGGCCCGGUACUGUGGCUCUCCGAGAAAUUCGUCGUUAUCAAAAGUCGACCGAGUUGCUUAUUCGAAAACUGCCAUUUCAGCGUCUCGUGAGAGAAAUCGCUCAGGAUUUCAAAACUGAUCUCAGAUUUCAGUCGGCCGCCAUUGGAGCCCUUCAGGAAGCCAGUGAGGCUUACUUGGUUGGAUUGUUUGAGGACACCAACUUGUGCGCCAUCCACGCCAAGCGGGUCACCAUCAUGCCCAAAGACAUCCAGUUAGCCCGUCGUAUUCGUGGAGAACGUGCUUAAAAAUCUCACCAAAACAAACAACUAACUAACGUCUACUUUUAUCAUUCUUACGUUUAGUGUAGCUCCCAACGUUCUUCUUUUUUAUAAUUUACAACAAAGCAGACAACAAACAAAGUACAGUGGUUCAUUUUUGUCGUAGGUCAAUAAGUAAGUAUAUAAUAAUAAGCAAGUAAGUCUAUAGUUCUUGCGUGUGUAAAAGUUUACUACAUUUCAUUAAAGCUCGAACAAAUUCAGAGCAUAGAAACUGAUUUUAGCUAAAUAAUAAGAAAUAACAACUCAUGCAUCACUCACUACCAUCACAGCUUUAGACUACUUUUACCAUGCAUUUGGCUGACAGCGUAUAUAAAAUACAAAUACAGAGAGCAAAAGUUGUUAACUAAUGAAUAAAUUUGGUGGAUGGAACAAAAUUCAAAAAAUAUUUAAUAUUCAGUACGGUUAAUUGAUGGAAUUUGUAACUUACGUUCAAAAACUAAAUAGGCGAUUGAAUUUCGAUUGGAUGUAUUUUAUGAGUGCAUUUAUUGAGAUUUAUGAUUGACGAAAACUUGGCAUUUUUGUAAAUAUUAAAUGGCAUAUAAAGCAGCAGUAGUAGUAUUAUUAAAUAUGUCAUAUGGACAGAUAAUGACUCACAGUGUGUAGGCUCCAAAAAUAAUAAUAUUUCAAGUGUAUUAAUGUCAAGUAAUUUUAUCGUAUUUUUUUCAUUUUGAAUUUUCUUGUUCUAUUUGAAUGUUCUUUAAAGGAGCAUUGAAGUAUAGCAUUUUGAUGUUGCGUUUCUCAUUCAUAGAUAAAUGUUUCUAUAUCCAAUCCAAAAAAAAGUUGUAUGACAUUAAAUAAUACCUCCGACUUUUCGGUUGUGUUGCGUUAUGUUGUAUUAAUUAAUUAUGUCAAUGAACAAUGGUCGAUGUGUAUUUAUAUACCUUAUCUAAAUAAAAUAGAUAUUGUCUACUCGUA